This is a messenger RNA of Pezoporus flaviventris, 1024 nucleotides long. It is a transcript of the gene NOPCHAP1, whose product is annotated as NOP protein chaperone 1. Gene Ontology annotation, molecular function: box C/D methylation guide snoRNP complex binding. NCBI's taxonomy places the organism in Eukaryota, Metazoa, Chordata, Aves, Psittaciformes, Psittacidae. The record is from RefSeq and is a predicted model, not a curated record. Bases 59 to 526 code for a protein of 155 amino acids. The transcript is spliced from 4 exons. Gene Ontology annotation, biological process: box C/D snoRNP assembly.
CCAGAGGGCGCUGCGGGGCGAGCCCCCGGCCCGGCUCCGUUUCCGGUUGUGUCGGGGCAUGGCGGGGGAUGGCGGCGCGGCUGCCUCCCGGGAGCUGCUGGCCGUGGGGCUCCGAGGAGGGCUGGAAGAAACUUUGUUGAUCAGAUCAAAAUGCAGCAACAAGGAGGCCACAACCUUACAGACAAUGAGGAUGCCAAGGAGUAGCCUUUUGGACCGAGUACAGAGCUUUUUGCCACAGAUGGCCCAUGCAAAUGAUGAGCUAAGAAGAAAAAUGGUUACAGCACCAGCUCAUCAGUUUGAUAUUGAAAAUCUAGACAGUGCAACAGAAAAAGUUAUAGAAAUGAAUGUGGCUGUAGUUGAACUGAGCGAUUCUGAUACAGAUGAAGAGAUAUUAACUUCAGAAGAUGACUCUGAAUCUGAAGAUGACUUUAUAGCUGGCGAAGUGACAAUAGACAACAUUAAGUUUCCUAAAAAGAAGGGAGAAAAAGGCAAAAUAGAAAUUCUGGACAGCAAAGUGAACGAGUAAAUCUAUUUUAUUUUACUAAAAAAAAAUUAAAAUAAAUUAACCAAAUCAAACUCACCGAAAACCCCAAAUCAUGUUUCUUACUUUAAAGAUUUGGCCCUUAAAAAACACCUUGUUUCCUGAUGUAGCAUCCCUCAGGAUCAUGUGAAAUGCUAUAGUUUACAUGGUGGACAAUUUAGGAUCCACUCAUGACUGAGACAGGCUGGAUUUCUAAAGAAUUAAGUAUGUUUUUAUUCAUUGAGCAACAUGGAAGUUCAUUUCAUAGCAGAUUAGACUAAGAAAGCAGCGAACAUUUGCGGCACUUAGAACUAGUUAAAAUUAUUCUGUUGCUUUGUUGAAGAAAGGUUGUUGAAGGAAGAUUUUUGUAGUGUGCUGGAAGAGGUUUUUGCUUCAAGGGCAGGGAAGAGUUAACUAAGAAAAAAGCUUUGGUUUUUAUAUCCUAUGUCCCGUGAAGUGUUGUGGACAAUGCUUCAAUAUUAAACAGUUUCUUGAAGUGCGAUA